Podospora anserina S mat+ is the source of this 2382-nucleotide messenger RNA. RefSeq lists its product as uncharacterized. The coding region runs from base 1 to 2382 and encodes 793 amino acids. The transcript has a single exon. Lineage: Eukaryota; Fungi; Ascomycota; Sordariomycetes; Sordariales; Podosporaceae. The record is from RefSeq and is a predicted model, not a curated record.
AUGUAUGAGGCCAUUCCCGAUUUUUUGGCGAGGUCGUUGUACAUCCUUGUUCCUUCUACGCUCUUGAUUUCGUUUGGAGCGUACCUGGCUUUGAUCUCGGAGCCUAGGUCGACGCUGUUUUGCUCGCCACAGCACGACUGGGCGAGGUUUGUGGUUCUGGUUCAGUGGGCGGGGGUUGUUCUUGAUGCGGCGAUAGUUAUUAUUGCCUGGAGAAUUCUGGCCUGGGCUAGAACCACCAAGUCGAGAUUGAGGACGUUGGCGGGAAUCUUGCUCGUGUCUGGCCUAGGAGCUGGCAUUUUUUGGGGGUUGAGUGGCGAUGGAGUUGGGAGUGAUACCCUGUUUUGGUUCGAUGUCGUUAUUGAUGGGUUGACGCUUGCAACUUUGCUGGUAUCCAGCAGUCUUCUUGCACCCGAGGGCGGGGCCGUGCUAGGUUUCGCCGGAGUUGUCACCUUCAUCACUGGGUUUCUCAUAUCAGUCCAGCGGGUCUGGACAUUAGGGAGCUGGGAAAAUGUUUCUGGCUGGCAAACAUGGGGAGCGGUGGUGGGCAUGUCAGCUGGGUUCACAUUUUUCUUGCACGCGACUGAUAUCAAAAAGGUGAUGUUCAUUCACAGGGCGUUUGUUAUCAUGGCUUUGAUGGCCGUGGUGAUCGCCGUGAGCAUCUUCACCCCCAUCAAGAUGAGCAAGGGCAUGGAUAGCCAUCCUUUGGGCAAGCUCAUCUACGAUUCAAGAGUGGAGUCGGACAGGUGGUUGAUUCACGCAAGUUACAGCGAUUCACUGCCAUCGGCGGUACGGGAGUAUGGGGAAAGACAUUAUGGGAGAGAUCCGCCAAAGGGGUUCGACAGGUGGUGGGAGUUUGCAAAGCAAAAGAAGUCCCCAAUCAUCGACCACUUCAAGCAGAUGGGUGACGAUAUCCUACCUUUUUGGGGGGUGCCACCGGCGAAGCUGAGAGAAGACACAAGAAAAGCAGCCAAAGAGAUUGAUAUGGCGCUGCUUCAAAUACAGAACGGGACGGCGAGGCACAACCUCCCUACCGAGAAUCCAUAUCAAACCAUCAUGGAUGAGCUGGUCGACUUGAUCAAAGAUUUCGUGGAACAUUUACCAGACCUCGAGAUGGCAAUCAAUCUCAACGAGCGGCCGAGGGUGCUGGCACCUUGGGAUCAGAUUCAACGGCUAGCCGCUGCUGGGAUGAAGAGAAAGAAGGCCUCGAGCCUAUUGCCAGGCGGCAGCUCGGGAGGCAGCGAAUACGGAAAGAAAGAUAUGCCCAAGCCCAGGCUGACCGAGGCUGUUGAUAAGGACGAGCUGCUCAAGAACACCAUGUCACCGAAAGCCCUUCGAGAACUGACAUCCUUAAGCUGUCCCACUGGUACCAAGGUCAAAUCAGGAGUUCACUGGGACAUCCGCGAUUUCUGCUCCUCCUGCGCCAAACCCCAAUCCAACGGCCAAUUCCUUACCAAUUUUGGCCUCUCCCUCGAACUCUGCCACCAAUCCGACCUCAUGAGACUACACAGCUUCUACAUGACCCCCGCCGAAGUCCCCCCCACCACCUCUCUCCUCCCCAUCUUCAGUCGGUCCAAAACAGACAACUACGCCGACAUCCUCCUCCCCUUAUCACACCCUCCUCAAACCACCCCCCUUACACCCCCCAAGACCCCCCAACCCUGGUCCAAAAACCACCAGAAACUGUAUUAUCGCGGCUCCAUCUCCCGCCCCUAUUCCGACAAACCCCUCCUCCGCGGCGGCCAAGAGGAACGCCUAGUCCACCUCACCAACCUCCCCCCUUCCUCCCCUUCCACCACCACCACCCGCCUCAUCCUCCCCAACCAAUCCCGCUCCCGCGCCCACUACCGCUCCGUCUCCACCCCCCACCUCAACACCCUCCUCCCCUUCGACACAGCCUUCACCUCCUACUCCCCCUGCCAACAAACCCCCUCAUCCUGCCCCCUCGACUUCCACCACCUCACCUCCUCUUCUUCCCCCCCUGAUCCCUUUUCUAGUCAAUACAUCCUCACCCUUGACUCCUCCACCUCCCCAUCCCCAUUAUUCCUCCCCACCCUCUCCUCCCCCUCCAACGUCCCCUUUUUGUCGACAAUCUUCAAGGAGUGGUACACCGACCGUGUCCUGCCCUGGGUUCACUUCGUCCCGGUAGACAUCCGCUUUCACGGCCUGCACUCCACGCUCGCGUAUUUCACCGGGAUUCAAGGCCAGACUAAAGAGCAUGGGUCGACAGACGGGAAGUGGAUCGCCGAGCAGGGUGCUAAAUGGGCUGCUAGGGCAUUGCGAAGGGAAGACAGGCAGGUGUAUCUGUUUAGGUUGCUGCUCGAAUGGGGAAGGUUGGUGGAUGAUGGACGGGAUGAAGGGGGAUUCAAGAUUUCGUCGUCGUAA